AUGAUGAUAACGCGAUUGCUUUAUUUGUCUCUGUGGGGUAUCCUCGGUCUCUCUUGUUUGGUGAAUGAUUCCACUUUGCAAGUUGGGGCGGACACGGUGGUUGUUCCUAACAACAGUACUAGCACUACUGCAAAUGCUACCUGCGAGACAGCCGAAGCACGUUGGAGCGACACCAACGUGAAGGAAGUCUUGGAUGCCUGGCAGUUUACUCCAGAGGAACAAGCACGCUUUUUGGAAUUGCGCAUCCGGCUGUCCGACAUUGAUCACUGGAAGAACGACCCGGCCGAAGUGGCGCGAUUUAUUAAAGAACACAAUUUUCACGUGUCCAAAGCGGAAGAAAUGUUUCGUGGCAUGAUUGCCUGGCGGUUGGAGAAUGACAUUGAUACCUUUAUGGAACGCUACGGAGAACCACCCGCCAUUUUCCACUAUGCACCCCUCUUUUUACUGCGAGGACUCGAUCACGACGGAGAUCCCAUUUUUGUCGAACGCAUUGGAGUACUGGAUGGCUGGGGACUCUACCAACGGCUUGGGCUGGACGCCAUGAUGGAUGCCAUGCGGUUUGUCUCGGAAGUUCAUACGUCCCGCGAAGUCGGCAUUCGGACCGAAUGGCAAUGGCAAAAAGGACACUACGAACGCGUCAUGGGCAAACGCGUCACCCAAUUUACCAUUCUCAUUGAUCUGGAAGGACUGGGAUUGCAACUGUUACGACCCGCCAUGUUUCAACUCUUGUCGGAAACGGCACGCAUUGCCCAAGAUCAUUAUCCCGGACUCGCCAAACGCAUUGUCAUGGUACGAGCUCCACGGCUCUUUCAAAUGGCAUGGAAGGUCGCCGUGCACUUUUACGAUGAUCGAGUCCAAGACAAAUUCAUCUUUACCACCAAGGAAGAUUAUUUGGAUAUUCUCUCCAAGUAUAUGGACUUGGAAGUACUGCCCGAUGUCAUGUAUCCGGGCGGUGGUAAGGGAUCUCAAAUGCCAGGAUUCUUUGAAAAGAUUCGAAUGGAAGGAGGACCCAUUCCCAAAGACAUGUCGUCGUCGUCGUCGUCGCUGCAACAAGAGGAAACCAACACGGCCUUAUUGUCGGACUUGACAGCCGCCAGUGCCUAG
Messenger RNA from Seminavis robusta, 1104 nucleotides. The record is from the annotation of a GenBank genome assembly. Lineage: Eukaryota; Bacillariophyta; Bacillariophyceae; Naviculales; Naviculaceae.